AUGGAGACAGAAGGAAGAGGCAAUAAACAAUCCAGUUCAGAUAGAGAGGAGGAAAAUGAGGAUUUGGUACAGUUAGGGGAUGAGAAAAUUGCUAAAGGAACUGAGGCAUGUUCCAAAAGUCUUCUUGGGAGAUUGUUCGCAGAUAAACCAUUCUCCCAAGGAACAUUGGACAAUGCUCUCAGGGUGAUUUGGGGAAGACCAAUGGGAUUUCGCACGGUGGAGAGAGGAAAUAAUAGAUUUCAAUUCUUUUUUGACUCUGAACAAGAUGCAAUAAGAAUUGAGAGAGGAGGGCCAUGGCUCUUUAAAGAUUAUGUGCUGCACGUCCAGAGAUGGAAUGAGGAUGAGAACGAAGUGGAAGAAAGACUCCGGUACUUUCCAGUUUGGGCUCAAUUCUGGGGUCUUCCGGAGGAAUACAAAACAUUGGAGGUAGGGAGAAAAUUGGGUGAUAAGAUUGGAGAGGUUAUUGAAGUAGGAUUCUUUAGUGUUAGAGGCAAAGAAUCCAGAAUUGUGAAGGCAAAAAUCCAACUUGAUGGAGGAAAAAAGGCUAGAGACAGCCUGCGGCUCGCUGGUCCAAAGCAGAAGGUAAUGGAGAUUGGUGUGAGAUAUGAGCGCUUGGGUAAAGUCUGCACCUAUUGUGCGUACCUAGGGCAUGAGGCAAAACACUGUAACAGGCUGAUCACAGACUUGACGGCGCAUCAGAACACACAGGACAACAUUGGAGAGUGGGUUAAAGCGGAUCAAGUUGGCAAGAGAGAGGAUACAGGGGGUGCUGACACAGGAGGGGAUAAAACUUCUCAUUUAAGACCUGCACAACCAAAGAAGAAACCACCUCCCACAUGGCUAAUAGAAGAUUUUGCUGGAAUGAGUAUGCAUGACAAUAGAGACACAGAAAAAGGGGCACCAGAAUCUUUGAACAAGUGGACGAGAGUAGCGCCGACUCAGAUACCUGAGAAAGAAGGGAAGCCCAGGGAGGAAAAUAGAUCUCUGAUCCUGUUGGAUGAUGCUAAUCCAGCAGCAUAUUCUAAGGAAGUACACCUGGAGAAGGAUGAUACGAGUAAAGAGGAGUCAGGAAAGAAGAAGAUCAAACAGAUUGCUAGGCAACGAGGGGAAAACUUCUUGCAUGUUAGUGGCAACAAAAGGAGGCCAGCAGAUAUGGAGAAUGAAACAAAACAGAAAAAGGUAUGUUUGGAGGAAAGGAAUGCAGAUAAGGAGAAGGUGGAGGGUGCCAGCCGUCAAAUGGCACCCCAAAUACCAUGA
Molecule: messenger RNA, 1257 nt
Organism: Arachis duranensis
Lineage: Eukaryota; Viridiplantae; Streptophyta; Magnoliopsida; Fabales; Fabaceae
Exons: 1
Coding region: 1-1257 (418 amino acids)
Source: RefSeq, a predicted model, not a curated record